Molecule: messenger RNA, 1633 nt
Organism: Aureobasidium subglaciale EXF-2481
Lineage: Eukaryota; Fungi; Ascomycota; Dothideomycetes; Dothideales; Saccotheciaceae
Exons: 2
Coding region: 219-1481 (420 amino acids)
Source: RefSeq, a predicted model, not a curated record
UCGUUGUUGUCUUUGCAAGUCAUGACAUGAACAACAUAUCGUUGGCGUAGAAGUUGGAGAACAUCGACAUGACUGAUGAUGGACGUGAUUGCGAUCCCUGUCGUGGCCACUUAACCAUUGUCGACCUCAUGCACUAAACCACGUCAUUUCUCCACUUGAGGGAGACAUCUCUUCUCCAUUUUUGUCCCGGCUCAGUUUGACUUUUCUUGUACACAAUCAUGUCGUCCACUCAACAGAUUGUCGAAUCCUAUGACAUCUAUCACGGUCUUCCCACCUUCAAGGAAGAAGGCCUGACCGCUAUUGUCACAGGAGCAAACGGUGUUUCUGGAACCUACAUGCUCAAAGUACUUGGUCGACAACCGCAACGCUGGAAGAAGAUUUAUGCAUUGUCUCGACGCCCACCUUCUGGAGAUCUACCCGAGAACGUCGAGCAUAUUCCUUGCGACUUCUUGAGCUCUCCCGAAGACAUUGCUUCAACUCUAAGAGACAAGGGCGUAAAGGGAGAUUAUGCUUUCUUCUUUGCAUACAUCCAACCUGCACCAAAAGAAGGCCAGGGGAUUUGGGGAAACGUGGAUGAGUUGGUUUCCAUCAACAAGGCUCUUCUAUCGAACUUCCUUGAAGCCUUGACAAUCUCGAAAAACAUACCCAAGGCCGUCCUGUUACAAUUGGGCGCAAAGUACUAUGGUGUACAUCUCGGACCCGGUACCCCUCCAUACGAGGAAACAAAGUCUAGAGUGGAGCUAGAACCAAACUUUUACUAUCCACAAGAAGACUACCUCAAAGCGUGGGCAAAAGCGAACAAGUCCAACUGGAUCACCACAAGACCUUCGCAUAUUCCUGGCGCGGUACCCGAUAAUGCGAUGAAUCUAGUCUUACCAUUGGCCGUCUACGCAACCGUCCAGAAACAUCUCAAUCAACCACUUGAGUUUCCGUCUGAUCUCAAAGCUUGGGAGACGACUGUAUCAAUCUCGUCGGCGCAGAUGAAUGCAUAUCUCUCCGAGUGGGCUGUUUUGACGCCCUCUGCUAUGGACCAGUCUUUCAACGCAUGUGACGAUAGUGCUUUCACCUGGGCGCAACUGUGGCCUCGUUUGGCCGCACGCUUUGGGAUAGCUUGGACAGGCCCUGAUCUUGAGGCCCAAUUCCAAGAGAUCAAAAUGCCUCACGAACCUCCACCAAGAGGCUGGGGCCCCACUGCAUCGUUACGUUAUAAAUUCACCCUUGUUGACUGGGCUAAAAAGCCUGAGAUUCAACAGGCCUGGCAGGAGAUCGCUCAGGCCAACGACUUGAAGUUGAAGGAGUUCACGGAUAUCGACCGUGUGUUUGGAUUUACUGACGGAGCGUUGGGUUGGUCUUUCCCAUUGCAUUAUAGCAUGACCAAGACCAAAGAACUUGGAUACUUUGGCUAUGUGGAUUCGACCAAGUCAAUCAUCAGGACUGUCGAAGAGUUUGCAGAUUUGGGUAUGAUCCCGAAGUUGUCGUAGGGCGGGAACAUGGAUGCUGGAAAGCACGAGAUUGUUGAUAUGGGAUGGAUGUAAUGAGAGCUUGGAAUCAGUGUGAUCAUCUUUCUUUGUCCGCUGAACUUGGAUAGGAGGUCAAAUGACCAGUGGACCCGGCUGUAGGUUUCGGCGAGCAC